Messenger RNA from Apis mellifera (honey bee), 4113 nucleotides. RefSeq names its product mitogen-activated protein kinase kinase kinase 4 (gene Mekk1). Lineage: Eukaryota; Metazoa; Arthropoda; Insecta; Hymenoptera; Apidae. Gene Ontology annotation, molecular function: ATP binding; protein kinase activity. The coding region runs from base 64 to 4035 and encodes 1323 amino acids. Gene Ontology annotation, biological process: protein phosphorylation; MAPK cascade. The transcript is spliced from 18 exons. The record is from RefSeq and is a predicted model, not a curated record.
CGAGUUCUUUAAUGAAUGACGACAACGUUGUCUUUGAUGUGAUGCGUUUGUUAUGUAUGAAGAAUGUUGCGUUACGAUAAAAAAAAUUAUAUAGAAAAUCCAUUUUCAGGUCCAUCUUCUGAUGAUGAUACUGGUAAUGUCAGCAAGAGUUCAAAAAAUCAGACAAAUGAAUCCGAUGAAUCGAUUCAAGAAAUGUGCGAUAUUUAUGGACAAACACCUCCAAGAACUCGGUUAAAUCGUAAAAAACGGUACUCAAGACAAAAACUCAAUGGGGGAGAAACGAAAUCAUGGGAAAAAGAUACACAAUCAAAAGUGAUGAUUCGCAGACGUAAUACUCUAGACAAUAUAAUUUUUAAUGAGAUGUGUGACAAAGCAGAUAAAGAUUAUGAAAACGAAGCAAAUCGAGAUAUAACGAAGGAAGGAAAUAAAAAAUAUAAAAGAAGUUUAAAAAUGUUGCGUGGAAAUGAAAGAGAUUUAAAAUUAGAUAUAGAGGCAGCUUAUAAUUAUAUGGAAAAAUUUAAUCCUUGUGAAGUAUCAACUCCUAAUCAUAUAAAGAUUGAAACUCGGAAUAGAUUUCGUAGUUUGCGAUCAAAGCCUAUUGAUAUAGAAGAAAAAAAGAUUGAAAUUAAAAUUAAUGAACAGAUUUCGGAUAAUAAAGAAUUAACACCAAAGACGCUAAGUUUUAAAGAACGAGAAAUAUUUCAUGAUACAUUUUCUUUCUUAAUUAGAUUGGGAAGUGUAGAGCGAAAUUGUCCUCGUCAAAUUACUCAUGAAGAAACAUGUUGGCAAAAUGAAUUAAAAGAUUUAAUAUGGCUAGAAUUACAAGCUUAUUAUGCUGAUCGCAGUCCAAUGGCUCAGGAUGAAUAUUUAUGUAAACAACGGGAAACUGUAGAAAGUUUACUUAAAGAAAUAAUGGAGUACAGAUAUGAUCCUGUUGCAAAUGUAAAAAACGACAAUAAAUCAAGUCCAAAUAUAGAAUUAGGUAUUUGUCCAGGUUGUCUUUCAAUGUAUUGUAGAGCAUGUGCACGAGCACAAGGUGAAGCAUUACAACAAGUAGAGACAUUAUUGUCUAGAUUAGAGGCAGCAGAAGCACUUUAUCCUUCAUCACAAGCUUUUGCUAUACAUUAUCCUUUAUAUAAAAGUACAGAAUUCACUGAUAGAGUGAAAGCAAUGUGUCUUUGGUAUAACAUGACUAUACAUCAUCAACUCAAAUUACAAAUAUUAGGAAAAUUACUUAUGAGAUCACAUAUUAAAAGAAAACAUGAUGAUGGAGAUUCUGGAAUAAGUUCACGAUCUUCAGAUACAAUUGAUUCUUUAGAUUGUAAGCAAACUUUAGUACGAUUUGAAAUAUCAAAUCAACAAAAUGAAAAUUCUAGUCCUUCAGAUAGUAACAAUAGUAAUAAUUCUUCUGAUUUAUCCUUUCCACAAUCUUGGCCUUCUACACCUGAAAUUUCAUUUACAAGUAUAGAAAAUUACAAAAGCGAUUUUUAUUUAGUUGAAUUUGAUCGACAAGCUUACAGAAAAUAUAUUGAAGAUGAAUUAAAGACUAGAGGUCUAAGAAAAAGUUUAUAUUUUCUUGAAAGAUUGCAUACUUAUGUCUUAAGAAAAGCAAGAUUGACAUUAGAAAAAAAUGAUAUAAAUGAUACUUUAAAUGAAGAAUAUGAAGGUGAUGUAGAAUUGCGUCGAUAUGGUGCAUGGAGUCCUGAAGCAAGAGAAUUAAAUCUUCCAUCAUAUAGAGCUGCUUUUGUGUUCUUAUCUCGAGUUCCAUUAGAUGUCGUUCAUGAAUUUUUGAGGAUGAGAUUAGAACAAAAACCAGAACAACCCAGUCCUUUAUCAGUUCGACAACUUAUGCGUGAACUUAGAGAAGGUCUUAGAAUUGCAUGUAUUCAUCGUGAUAGAUUUGCUGCCCAUUCUUGUGCAGCAGUUAGUGAUAAUAGUUGCGAAAACUUAUUUCAAGAAAAUGUAAAAGAUUUUGAUGAAAGUUUAAAAGCUGUUUUUGAAGUAUAUCUUGAUUAUCUACAACAAUGGGUUGAUAUGGUACAACAUGAUAGCUUUUAUAAAAAUUUAAUUAUGGAUGAAUGGAUAUUUGUAAAAUCAAUAGCAGGAAAUAUAAUAAAUGGAUGUGAAAUUGGAGGAAUUAAAUUUUGUGAAAUUGUGAAAACCAUGAUUGAGCAAGUUAAAGAAUAUCUUAAUGAAAGACCACGAGAAAUUCAAGAAACUACUGAAGAUUGGAAUGAUAAUGAUUGGUCAAACAGAUUUCAGCGAAUAUUUGUAGAACGUGAAUGGCAAGGAAUGUUUGUAGAGGCUCGAGAAAAAAUAGUUAAAUGUAUUAUCCUUGCUAAAUCUAUAAAACGUGAUAUUGAAAAAUGGCCUACAUUUAAUGAAAAAUUAGAAAAAUCAUUAAUAUCUGUAAAGGAUUCAGUUAUGAGUCUUAAACACGAUAUCACGACUGUAAUUGAAUAUUUUCAACAUAAUCUUAAAAAUAUAAAAGAACCAAAUUAUGAAUAUGAUCGAUCUGCUAUGCGAUCGAGAAUAAGAGAAAUACUUCAUCAAGCUUAUCGAAUGGGUUUUGAUUAUCAUAAAGAAACAUAUAGAUUAUUUGCAUUUGAAGAAAAAGCUACUUUAGCAAGAAGUUUAGUUUCUUUUGCUUUUUUAUGGAUGGAAUUUGUUAAAACACGAUGUGAACGUGGAAGAGGUUUAAGACCUAGAUGGGCAAAUCAAGGUUUAGAAUUUUUAAUUAUAGUAUGUGAACCACAAUAUACCAAACAUUUAACUGAUGAGGAAUUUGAAGAAUUAAAAACUUGUAUGGAUCAUUGUAUUUCACAUGUUGUUGGAAGUACAAAUACUGCUAUAAAUAUAGAAACAGAAAAUUUAAAAAGAUUAUCUCAUUCAAGAGCGUCUUCACCUUGUCAUACCAGAACUGCAAGUUUUUCCCAGAAGGCUAGAGAUAUUCUUAAAUCUCCAGAUAUUCCAUCCUAUUUUAAAAAAGUUUUUUCGUCAAAUGUUGUAGAUGGAAAUAUAAAUACAAAUAAUUUAGAUCAAAUUCUAUCCAGACAGGAAAGAAUCAAUCGAGGUAUACAAAAAAUAGAAUUUAAUAUUGAUGAGAAAUUAAAAAACAGUGAACUUAUUGGACAAGUUAUAGAUAGAAAAGCUGUUGAUAGAGUUUAUAUUAAAGCAAGAAGAGUAACUUUUACUUGGCAAAGAGGUAUUAAAAUUGGACAAGGAAGAUUUGGUAAAGUAUAUACUAUAGUCAACAAUCAAACUGGUGAAUUAUUAGCUAUGAAAGAAGUUCAAUUACAACCUGGAGAUCAUAGAGCAAUUAGACGUGUUGCAGAGGAAUUACAAAUAUUUGAAGGAAUUCAAUACAAACAUUUAAUCCGAUAUUAUGGAUUAGAAAUUCAUCGCGAAGAAAUGUUAAUUUUUAUGGAAUUUUGUGCUGAAGGAACUUUAGAAAGUUUAAUAGCGGGUAGUGAAAAUGGUUUAUCAGAAUCACUGAUUAGAAAAUAUACAUAUCAACUCGUUUCGGCUGUAGUAACACUUCAUUCUCAUGGAAUAGUACAUCGUGAUAUUAAACCUGCAAAUAUUUUUUUAACGGAUGAAGGUAAUUGUUUGAAACUUGGUGAUUUUGGGAGUGCUGUGCAAAUUAAGGCACAUACUACUAUGCCAGGUGAAUUACAAGGUUUUGUUGGCACUCAAGCUUAUAUGGCACCAGAAGUAUUUAUGAAAUCAGAAAGUAGCGGUCAUGGUAGAGCUGCCGAUAUUUGGUCAAUUGGUUGUUGUGUUAUAGAAAUGGCGAAUGGUCGAAGACCUUGGUCAGAUUAUGACUCAAAUUAUCAAAUCAUGUUUAAGGUGGGAAUGGGUGAAACACCAGCAUUGCCAAAAAAUCUUUCAACUGAAGGCAUUGACUUUAUUAAUAAAUGUUUACAACACAAUCCAAAGAAAAGAUUGACAGCAAAUGUUUUACUUACACUUCCAUUCACACAAACAGAAGAUGUUAAUGCUGAUUUAUUGUUACCGCGAUAUCAAGCGGUAUAAUUAAUAAUUAAUAAGAAUUAUUAAAUUAAAAAUCUUUUCAAUUUGAGAAUAUUAAAAAUUUAACAUUAAUACCUGUAU